ACCGGCGGUCUAAAAACUGCGAAGCCAGAUGAGAUUUGUAACUUCCCCUUUUAAAAUAGCGCUCACAUGAAUCGCUACAACAGCGCUGUAACGGACGAGGUUUGGUCGGUGGAGUCGGAAGGUGUAGCAUAUAAGAAAGCUACUAUAUUUGGAAAACAGGUUAUCUAACGUUAUACAUUAUUUGUUGAAUUAGAGGAUCGGGACAGGAUUUUUCUGCUGUCCUAAUCGAUGGCGCCUCGGCAGCUGAACGUGUGGCCAGAAUGUCAUUCUGCAUGAUCUGAACGAAAUAUCGCUGCACUUCGUAUUUUUCCCCAAGGACGGGUGAACGCUUUGGAUCGGUUUUUAUUUUCUGCAAAAAUAAUGGCGUUCUUGUUAAAUAGGAUUAUGAAAGGAUGUCCUCUGUCUCGCUGACCUGACUCCUCGCCGUCGCUCUGGACUGUUUACGAUUUAGUUUUUAAUUUUCUCAAAAGAUAUUUGCCCUUCAUGCAAAUAUCGCACGACAAAUGCGCACAAUACUGAAUGCUAUGGGGUUGAAAGAGUGAUGUCAGUUUAUUGUGCUCAGACGGGAAAUGCUGGUCUCAAGGAUGUGACUCGACGGGAAUACGGUUCAGCGAUUUUCCAUUCCAGCCCGAGCGCGUCUCCUAAUCGCUCAUGAUGCACAGAGGUUUACGGAGACUCGUGCACCUGGUGCUGUUUUGCCCUCUGUCGAAGGGGCUGCAGAGUCGUCUCCCGGUGUUAAAGGUGAAGUACCUGCUGCUGGCCUGGUUGGGUAUCCUGGUGGCCAGCUGGGUCCUCUACAUGCAGUAUGCCUCCUACUCCGAGCUCUGCCGAGGACAUGUCUGCCACAUGGUCAUUUGUGACCACUACAGAAGCGGCAUUGUCUCAGGGUCGUCCUGCAAGGCCUUAUGUGAGGAAAGGACUCUGACCCUGCAGCGAUGCAUGUCCACCUCCUCCACACAUCAGGUGUACAGUGGUGUGUGGAAGGAGAGGCCUGUGGUCAUUAAGUGUGGUCUGGAGGAGCCUCUGAAGGGAGACGGUGCUCCUGACUCUGUACUGAGACAGGAAAUGACCCUGUAUGACAAGCCCACCCGUGGGACCUCCAUGGACGAGUUCAGAGAGAUGCUGCACAGCUUUCUGAAGUCUAACCUAGGGGAGCAGCCCUCUCUCACCACCUUGGUAGGGCGUGUCAUCACCCUGGCUGACGUCAACAAGGACGGCAAGGUGUCCCUGGCCGAGGCCAAGUCUGUGUGGGCUCUCCUCCAGAUUAACGAGUUCUUGCUGAUGGUGGCUCUGCAGGAGAAGGAGCAUACCCCUAAACUCUUGGGCUUCUGCGGGGACCUGUACGUUACUGAGCGCGUGAGCCACAGCUCCCUCUACAGGCUGGAGGUCCCCAGCUACCUGCAAGCGUUAGUCCCGGAGGCCCUAAGCUCCAGCAUGAACCAGUGGCUGGCCCCGGCGUGGCCCCGGAGGGCCCGCAUCACCAUCGGCCUGCUGGAGUUCAUAGAAGAGGUGUUCCACGGGGCAUAUGGCAGCUUCCUGAUGUGUGAUGCCAGCCCGCGCCAUGUGGGCUACAACUUCAAGUACGACUGCAAGAUGGCCGACCUGCGCAGUGUGGCGUCUGAGACGGCAGUCCGGGAGUUCCUGCGGGGGCGUCACUGCGAGACCAACGCUGACUGCACCUUCGGGAGUGACUGCACGGCCACCUGCGAUCGGUUGGUGAAGCAGUGUAACACGGAAGUGGUCCAGCCCAACCUGGCCAAGGUGUGUGUGCUGCUACAAGACUACCUGCUGUUCGGGGCGCCCCAGGACCUCCGUACAGACCUGGAGAAGCAGCUCAGCACCUGUGUGACGCUCAGCAGCCUGGCUAGCCAGAUGGAGGUGCACCACUCACUGGUCCUCAACAACCUCAAGACCCUGCUGUGGAAGACCAUCUCCAACACACAGUACUCCUGAGGACCACAGAGAUACUAGGAUCCUGGCUCAGACCUGGGUCAUAUUCAUUAGAGAACUUGACUCGGGUAGACCUAACAUUAAUUUGUGGAUGUCCAUCUAUUUCAUGUUACAAAUUUCAAUUUGAGUCCAAUGUUAGCUAAUGUGGCAGUUAUGCUAAGUAGUUGGACAUAAGCAUUAUACGCACACCCAGCCACCUUGUUUUUGCCUGGCGUGUCCUGGAUUUGUUUACUGUUACAUCUAGUCAGGAACGCUGCGCUCCUGAGUGGCGCAACCUGGUUGAAGUCCCAUAGGGCAGUGCACAAUUGGCCCGUGUCGGCUGUCAUUGUACAUAAGUCAAAUUCUUAAUGUUGAUGGCGUGCUCUGAUGAAUACAACCCUGAAGUUCCCCCAAUAGAACUUCAACCAGGGCAAAACUACAGGACCUGCCGAUAAGGGAAGCAUGUCCAAACUCUACCGUCAUUUACUCUAGAGGUACUUGUACUUUUCUUAGAGCCAUGCUGAAAACUUAAAUUGGAAGGUUGAUGUAUGCUCUGGGCCUUGCGAUGGUAAUUUGAAACUACUCUACUUUUAAGAGAAGUCGUACUGAAUAAACUAGUGCCAUGAAAAAAUCUGA
Oncorhynchus kisutch (coho salmon) is the source of this 2565-nucleotide messenger RNA. Its product is annotated as divergent protein kinase domain 1B. The coding region runs from base 652 to 1953 and encodes 433 amino acids. The record is from RefSeq and is a predicted model, not a curated record. The transcript is spliced from 7 exons. NCBI's taxonomy places the organism in Eukaryota, Metazoa, Chordata, Actinopteri, Salmoniformes, Salmonidae.